UUUCAAAGUCAGCAACUGCAGCGCUUGGAGACUCGUAGUCAGAGCGUACAGCUAAUAGAGUGUAUUCCAAUAAUCUGCACUAUUGGUGGGAUUUUAAACGACUUUGGCAGCUUAUUUGAUCUGCUUUUAAAGGAGUUCAGGUGAACGGUUACAUUUUAAAGGACAUUUUCAGACCUGGAGCACGGAAGACGCUCCUUCAAAAUGGCUUCAUCACAGUUAACGUUACCAGCAGUUAAAAAAGACGAAAAAGGCAGAAAUAUUCAAGUGGUUGUACGAUGCAGACCCUUCAACACAGUGGAGCGUAAAUCUGCCUCUCAUACAGUUGUUGAAUGUGACCAGAACCGAAAAGAGGUGAUAGUCCGUACUGGAGGCGCCACAGACAAAGCAGCAAGAAAAGCAUACACUUUUGACAUGGUUUUUGGUCCUUCUGCCAAACAAAUUGACGUUUAUAGGAGUGUGGUUUGCCCCAUAUUAGAUGAAGUUAUCAUGGGCUAUAACUGUACUGUCUUUGCAUAUGGACAAACUGGAACAGGGAAAACCUUCACAAUGGAGGGUGAAAGAUCACCCAAUGAGGAGUUUACUUGGGAAGAGGACCCUCUGGCUGGAAUCAUUCCCAGAACUCUUCAUCAGAUCUUCGAGAAACUGACCAAUAAUGGCACAGAGUUCUCUGUGAAGGUUUCUCUGCUGGAAAUCUAUAAUGAGGAACUGUUUGACCUUCUCAGCCCUGCUCCAGAUGUCACCGAGAGACUUCAACUGUUUGAUGAUCCCAGAAAUAAAAGGGGUGUAACCAUUAAAGGUCUGGAGGAGAUCACUGUACACAAUAAGAACGAGGUGUAUCAGAUCCUGGAGAGAGGAGCUGCCAAGAGAAAGACAGCCUCCACGCUCAUGAAUGCUUAUUCCAGUCGAUCUCAUUCGGUGUUCUCUGUGACUAUUCACAUGAAAGAGAUCACACUGGAUGGAGAAGAGCUGGUUAAGAUCGGAAAACUGAACUUGGUGGAUCUUGCGGGUAGUGAGAACAUUGGGCGAUCUGGUGCCGUGGACAAGCGUGCUCGUGAAGCAGGCAACAUAAACCAGUCUCUGCUGACUCUGGGACGUGUAAUCAAGGCUCUUGUGGAGCGAGGGCCUCACGUACCCUACAGAGAGUCCAAACUCACUCGUAUUCUGCAAGACUCAUUGGGAGGACGCACCAAAACCUCCAUUAUCGCCACUGUGUCUCCUGCCUCCAUCAAUCUGGAGGAAACUCUGAGCACUCUGGACUACGCUAACAGGGCCAAGAGUAUCAUGAAUAAGCCAGAGGUCAACCAAAAACUCACCAAGAGAACUCUGAUCAAGGAAUACACCGAGGAGAUUGAGCGACUGAAAAGAGAUUUGGCUGCCACUCGUGACAAACAUGGAGUGUACAUCUCUGUUGAUAACUAUGAGAAUAUGAACAGUAAACUGAUGUCUCAGGAAGAGCAGAUUACGGAGUACACAGACCGGAUCGCUGCUGUGGAGGAGGAGCUCAAAAAGAUUAUGGACUUGUUUACAGACAGUAAGCAGAAAUUGGACCAGUGCACUGAGGACCUGCAGGACAAGAACCGGAGACUGGAGGAGACUCACAAGGACCUAACUGAGACCAGGCACCGCCUCACUCAAGAGGAGUACGUCACUUCACAGCUCCAAAGCAAUGAGUGUCAACUUUACAACACUGCUGACCAGCUGUUGAACACUGCUGAGGUCAGCACACAGGAUGUUAAUGGUCUCCAUGCUAAGCUGCAAAGGAAGAGGGAAGUUGAUCUUCAUAACGGGGAGGUCCAGCAGAGCUUUGCCCAGCGCAUGGAGAACUGCUACAACAGCAUGCAGACCUCACUGCAGGAGCAGAGCCACAAACAUGCUGCUAUGAUUGACUAUUACCGCUCUUCUGUGGGUGAGCUGCUGAAUACAAAUGGAACCGUGUUUAAGGAGACGUUAGGUGCUGUCUGUGAGUCUUACAGCAGUAAACGGUAUUUUGAAGCCCAAAAAGGUGCAUCCAUCCAUCAUAAGUACUCCUCAUGGCUCCAGAGGGAUGAGCACAGACAGCAUUUAGAGGAGAUUUUGGUUUCCCAGGCGGUGCCAGGUAUCAGAUCUGUCAUGGCCAUGAAUGACAAUCUGAAGCAAACCCUUCACAGGUACAACUCUUUGGCUGAGCAGAUGCAGGGUCUGAAAGCAGAGAUGAUGUUGUUUUUUGACUCUUAUGUUGACUCGUUGGCCAGUAUGCGAGAGUGCGCUGUGCAAGGCUUCAACACUCUGCGUGCUGAGCACGACAAGCUCAAGCAACAGAUCAGCCAAGCUGGAAACAACCAUCAGACACGUGUGGCCGAACUGGUUCAGUGUUUGCAGAACCAAAUGAAUCUCUUGGCGGUGGACACUCAGACUGACUUUGAGGGUCUUGCACAGGCAGCAUCUGCCCAGAUUGUUCCACUAGAAACGCUACAGAGCACCAUACAGAGUAAAUGCACUGUGUCUGAGGAGCACACUGUAUCUGUCCGUGCUCGGCUGGGUUCCUCUGUGGAUAGCGUUAUAACUGAGCUGAAUGGAGUGACUGAAGAGGGAGAGAGGACGCUGGAGGAAUGUGCUGGUUACUGCAGACACCUGCAGACAUCAGUGGACUCAUUGGCUGAGUCGGGACUCAAGUGGUGUCACAAAGCCAGAAGUUCAACUGAGAAUAAAGCCCAGGAACAGCUCAUACUCAUCAGGGAGACAGACACAGCUGUGCAAGACCUGCUAAAGUCUGUUGAAGAAAAGGGUGAGAAAGCUGUUAAAGACUGUGAAGCCCGUUUGAGUCACAUGCAGCAGGAAGUAGAAGGAAUCCUGGGUCGUGUGGAAUUGCAGACCGGCAAAGAUGCGGCUACCUUGCAGGAGCACAAAGAGAUCCUCUUCUCCAUCAACACACAGGCACUGGACACAGUACACAACUUCAUCAGCUCUGAGCUGCGGCAAGAUUUACCAACAGGAACGACUCCUCAGCGUAAGGAGUAUGUGUAUCCACGUGUGCUGAACAAGCCGAGGAGUCGAGAGGAGCUGGAAGAUGAGUUCAGAGCUCAGCAGGAGCAGCUUCAGUGUGCACUGAGCCAAUGUGAGACCGUCAUAGAGGCAGAAGAGGAGAAACCUCACGACCAGGACUCUCUGGAGGAUGAAGUCAGUGUUUCUAGUGACGGAAAUGUCACUGAACAGUCAUGCUCUGAUGAGAACCUGAUGUGUUACGAAAACGGAAGGGUUCCCUUUUUCAAGAAGAAAAGCAAGAAGGAAAACUGCAAUAAGUCACUGAACCGUUCAAAGGUGGAGAAUGAAAGCACGUCUACGCCACCACGUUCUAAACUACCACUCAGGUGUCAGAAUUAACAAAUUAUAUUCUGGUUUUUAUUCUUUCCAUGUAUGUCUUAGAGUAUUGUUUUAACUAUACGUGUAUGUCUUUUUAAAUAUGACUUAUCUAUGUAUUUAGCUUUCAUGUGUCUGUUUCCUCAGUCACAGUUCAAUCAUGUUUUAACGUCAGGGUGAUUUCUUUGUUACCUUUUCUGUUAGUUUCAUUAGAGUUUAGAGCUCGUUUAAUUUGUGGUUUUUGUUAAACAUUUGUAUGUUUAAUUUAAAAGC
Sinocyclocheilus anshuiensis is the source of this 3609-nucleotide messenger RNA. Its product is annotated as kinesin-like protein KIF11. Gene Ontology annotation, molecular function: microtubule binding; ATP binding; plus-end-directed microtubule motor activity. The transcript has 24 exons. Gene Ontology annotation, biological process: mitotic spindle assembly; spindle elongation; microtubule-based movement. NCBI's taxonomy places the organism in Eukaryota, Metazoa, Chordata, Actinopteri, Cypriniformes, Cyprinidae. The record is from RefSeq and is a predicted model, not a curated record. Gene Ontology annotation, cellular component: nucleus; spindle microtubule; mitotic spindle. Bases 202 to 3360 code for a protein of 1052 amino acids.